CUCCGGGGCCCCGCCGCUCCGGGGUGACGAGGAGGAGCGGGACGGCGCCCUGGAGAAGGGCAAGAGCUCGGGACCCAGUGCUCGGAAAGGCAAGGGGCAGAUCGAGAAGAGGAAGCUGCGGGAGAAGCGGCGCUCCACCGGCGUGGUGAACAUCCCCGCCGCAGAGUGCUUAGAUGAGUAUGAAGAUGACGAAGCAGGACAGAAAGAGCGGAAACGAGAAGAUGCAAUCACACAGCAGAACACGAUGCAGAAUGAAGCUGCAAGCUUAUUAGACCCAGGCAGUUCCUAUCUACUACAGGAGCCAUCUAGAACAGUUUCAGGCAGAUAUAAAAGUGCAGCCUCUGCCUCUGAAGAAGAUGUCUCAAGUAGAUUUCCCCGAACAGAUAGAAGUGGGUUCACUAGAUAUAACAGGGAUGCAAAUGUUUCAGGUAAUUUGAUCUCAAGUACCACAUUGGAAAAGAAAAUUGAAGAUCUUGAAAAGGAAGUAGUAAGAGAAAGACAAGAAAACCUAAGACUUGUGAGACUGAUGCAAGAUAAAGAGGAAAUGAUUGGAAAACUCAAAGAAGAAAUAGAUUUGUUAAACAGAGACCUAGAUGACAUAGAAGAUGAAAAUGAACAACUAAAGCAGGAAAAUAAAACUCUUUUGAAAGUUGUUGGGCAGCUGACAAGGUAGAAGAUUCAAGACUCAAUGUGGAAAAAAAUAUUUUAAAACUACUGAUUGAAUGUUAUGGUCAAUGCUAGGACAGUACUCCUAUGCUGCAAUACAUUAAAAUAACUAAGUAUGUAUAUUUAUUUCUAGAAAACAAAAGGAUGUUUAUUUUCAAAAUAUUUCUUUUCCAUUAUUAACUUCAAAAAAGUACAUGAAUAAGUAACAUCUUUCAGUUAUUAAAAUGAUAGGCAAUGCCUUUUUGGUUUUGUGUGGUAUCCAAAUAAUAUAUGGUUUAAAGUCACAACUGUUUGAAUAUAUUUUAUCAUUGGUAGUGCAUUUUCUCCCUAAAGGAAUAUACAUAGUCUUUGUUUACAUGGGUUCAAAUGCUUUUGGGGAGUUCUUACAAAUGCCUUAUUACAAAUAGAUAUGCAACCUUUUGUGUGUUGAUGACUUAUAAAGAUUUUUGUCUGCUGUCAUUUGUUCUUUCUACUUAUUCUAAGCAAUCUAGAGUAAUAAAAUCACUAUUUUAUAUAACAGUAAUCUUUUAAAAGGACAUCUAUUAUAAAAAGUCACUUAAUAUCAUGUUCUAGCUGACUAAAUAUAAAUUUAAGAGAAUACUUGAAUUGUGCUGUAGUAAAUGAAAAUUUACUGUUUUGUGUUUAAU
Messenger RNA from Carlito syrichta (Philippine tarsier), 1313 nucleotides. RefSeq names its product pro-apoptotic WT1 regulator (gene PAWR). The transcript has 6 exons. Gene Ontology annotation, cellular component: cytoplasm. The record is from RefSeq and is a predicted model, not a curated record. The coding region runs from base 245 to 673 and encodes 142 amino acids. Gene Ontology annotation, biological process: positive regulation of apoptotic process; apoptotic process. NCBI's taxonomy places the organism in Eukaryota, Metazoa, Chordata, Mammalia, Primates, Tarsiidae.